AUGGCCAUCGAAUUACCAUUUGAAAUACCAAAGGACAAUUUCAUUUACCAAAACUAUUCCAAGAUUGUGGUUACUUACCAUAGUUUUAUAGAUGAGUCUGUUCCGCAUACAAGAAACAGAUGGAUUGGAUUCAGUGUUUUGAUUGCAUUGUUUCUUUUACGUAUAUUUAUGGCUCAAGGGUGGUAUAUAAUAUGUUACGCUUUGGGAAUAUACCUAUUGAACCUUUUCUUGGCCUUCUUGACUCCAAAGUUUGAUCCAUCAUUAGAGCAAGAAUUGAAGAACGAAUCAAUUGAAGAAGGUGUACAAGACGAAGAACCAGAUAAAGACAGCGAUGAAUUCAGACCAUUUAUUAGAAGAUUACCUGAAUUUAAGUUUUGGUACAAUGCUACACGCGCAACUAUUGUUGCUUUGUUCUUAUCUCUCUUUGAGAUCUUUGAUAUUCCUGUGUUUUGGCCAAUCCUUUUGAUGUAUUUUAUCAUUUUGUUCACUUUGACAAUGAGAAAACAGAUUCAACACAUGAUCAAGUACAAAUAUUUGCCAUUUGACUUUGGUAAAGCUAGAUAUAGAAGAACUUGA
Molecule: messenger RNA, 576 nt
Organism: Spathaspora passalidarum NRRL Y-27907
Lineage: Eukaryota; Fungi; Ascomycota; Pichiomycetes; Serinales; Debaryomycetaceae
Product: protein retreival receptor
Exons: 1
Coding region: 1-576 (191 amino acids)
Biological process (GO): retrograde vesicle-mediated transport, Golgi to endoplasmic reticulum; protein retention in ER lumen
Cellular component (GO): Golgi membrane
Source: RefSeq, a predicted model, not a curated record